AUGCAAAGGUAUCAUGCCACCGGCUGCACUGGUGCAGUUAAUAACAACACAAUAGGUGGGGCAUCCGGAAGGGAUUCUGUCCGAGCUGAAUCAUCUACGCUGCCAGCUCACUUACCUAUAAAUUCUAGGCGGCCAUCUCAAAUAGCACCUUACAAGUUGAAGUGUGAGAAAGACCCUUUGAAUGCUCGACUUGGGCCACCUGACUUCCAUCCCCAAACCCCAAAUUGCCCAGAGGAGACACUUACCAGGGAAUAUGUCCAAUCUGGAUACAGGGAGACUGUUGAUGGAAUUGAGGAGUCCAGAGAGAUAUCACUUAGUCAGGUCCAAGGUUUCAGCAAGCCUCUUGUCUUCAGGUGUAGAGAGGCAAUCAAAAAGCGUCUUAGAGCCAUAAAUGAAUCUCGUGCUCAAAAGAGGAAGGCUGGUCAAGUCUAUGGUGUUCCUCUUGCUGAUUCACUAUUAACAAAGCCUGGUGUUUUUCCGGAACAAAGGCCCUGUGGUGAAGACUUACGAAAAAAAUGGAUUGAGGGUUUAUCACAACAACACAAACGCUUGCGUUCUUUGGCUGAUCAUGUUCCUCAUGGGUAUAGGAAAAGAUCUCUAUUUGAAGUUCUAACAAGGAAUAAUGUUCCAUUGCUGAGAGCAACUUGGUUUGUUAAAGUCACUUAUCUUAAUCAGAUCCGGCCAGGUUCUUCUAGUAUAUCUGGGAUACCUGAUAAAACUCAGUUGUCUCGCACAGAGCUCUGGACCAAAGAUGUCAUUGAAUACUUGCAGUAUCUUCUCGAUGAAUUCUUUUCAAGAAACAAUUCACUUCUUAGUUCACACAAUAGAGAUCGGUCACAACAAAUGCUUUAUGCUGGGUCAGUAUCACAACGGAGUGAUCCAGCAUCAUCACUCCUUGAUGGUGAGGAGCCUUCCCUACAUUUCAAGUGGUGGUAUGUGGUACGGCUUUUGCAAUGGCAUCAUGCCGAAGGGCUGCUUCUUCCUACUCUUAUCAUUGAAUGGGUUCUACGUCAACUGCAGGAGAAGGAAUUGCUCGAGAUUGUGCAGUUGCUUUUGCCUAUUAUAUAUGGUGUUCUGGAGACUGUUGUUUUAUCUCAAACUUAUGUGCGCAAUCUUGUCGGGACAGCUGUUCGUUUCAUACGCGAACCUUCCCAAGGUGGAUCCGAUCUUGUGGAUAACUCCAGAAGGGCGUAUACAGUGUCUGCUCUGGUGGAGAUGCUUCGUUAUUUAGUACUCUCUGUACCUGACUCGUUUGUAGCUUUGGAUUGCUUUCCCUUACCACCAUGUGUAGUCUCUUAUGUAGCAAACGAAGGAAGUUUACCGAAGCUGUCUGAUGAUGUGAGAAAGAUUAAAAUUGGGUCAGCAGAAGUUGCUUCUGUAUUUAGAAGUAAAGCUUUUGAUGCUCAAUUUCAAUCAUUGGCCUUUGAUCAUGUUGUUUCAUCCAUUCAGAAGCGUGCUGAUAAUCUUGAAAAGUCUACAAGCCCUAGCUAUCCAAACCAUAGUAUUGCUAAAGCGGUACAGGCCCUAGAUAGGUCUCUUGUGCAGGGGGAUGUUCUUGGCGCAUAUAGAUUUCUGUUUGAAGAUCCUUGCGAUGGAAUUAUGAAUGAAAAUUGGGUCGCAGAAGUUAGUCCUCGCUUGAGAACUUCAUUGAAAUGGAUUGGGACUGUGAACCUGUCAUUUAUUUGUUCAGUAUUUUUCCUUUGUGAGUGGGCAACUUGUGAUUUCAGGGAUUUUCGAACCGCUCCACCUGGUAAGUUGAAAUUUACUGGCAGAAAAGAUUUCUCCCAGGUGCACAUUGCAGCUCGGCUUUUGUUACUAAAGAUCCGAGACUUACAAAGUUCACCUCAGCAUAAGAAUGACAACCCUGCUAAAGGUUCCUGUCAGCAGAAUAAUUUCCCUGUCCGAAGUUUCAUGGGAAGUUCUUAUGAAUCUAAAAAUAAGUCAAGUGUCCACCAAAGAAGUGUGAAAUCAUCAAAUAUAUUUGAGAGUCCUGGCCCUUUACAUGAUGUCAUAGUUUGUUGGAUUGAUCAACAUGAUGUAGGAAAAGGAGAAGGUUUCAAGCGCCUCCAAUUUCUUGUGAUCGAACUCAUACGCUCUGGUAUUUUUUACCCCCAUGCCUAUGUUAGACAGCUGAUAGUUAGUGGCAUUAUGGAUAUAAAUGGGCCAGUCAUUGAAUCAGACAGAAGGAAGAGGCAUUAUCAGGUCUUGAAGUUGUUGCCUGGGCUCUUUAUGCAUGAUGCUCUGGAAGAAGCAGGGAUUGCUGAAGGCCCCAAACUUUUGGAGGCUAUGUGUUCUUACUCAAAUGAGCGGCGCCUCAUACUUCGUGGAUUUCUCGGUGAUCAUAAUAAAAAUAUGAGUAUGAAGUCAGCUCUGAAGCAAGAAAAUAAUGCCAUCCCUGGAAAGGAUGGUGGUUUGCCAGUUUCUGCUGAUCAGUGGAAGACAGUUGAGUUGCCAUCCAACAUUUUGCCUGGCAAAAGUGGCAAGAGGGGCAAAAGUGAUGCUGAUGUUGAAGAGCUAAAGGAAGCAAUCUCACUACUGUUGCAACUGCCAUAUAGUUCCACCCCACCAACAGAUACAGGACUUGAAGAAUCCCAAGGGAGUUUGAAGAGGCCUUUUGGGUUGAUCUCGAACAAGAUGGAUUUUGGAGAAGGUACUCCUGGGUGUGAAGAAUGCAGAAGAGCAAAGAGACAAAAAGUUAGUGAGGAAAGGAGCUCAUAUAUCCAAGGAAAUUCUCCAAUUCCUUCAGAUGAUGAAGAUACUUGGUGGAUGAGGAAGAUACCUAAAUCCUCAGAGCCGCUGAAGGUUGAUUUACCAGUCAAGUUAACUAAACAGGUAUCUAAGAAUCGGCAGAAAGGACCUCGCAAAACUCAAAGUCUUGCUCAACUAGCAGCUUCUAGGAUUGAGGGGAGCCAGGGAGCUUCUACAAGUCAUGUCUGCAACAAUAAGAUAAAUUGCCCUCAUCAUAGAUCUGGACUAGAGGGAGAAGCUCCAAAACCUACAGAUACCACCAAAAUGAACCAUGCUGGUGAUAUUGUUUCGAUUGGAAAAGCUUUAAAGAGGCUGCGAUUUGCAGAGAAGAGGACUAUUACUGUUUGGUUAAUGACUAAUAUCAGGCAGCUUGUUGAAGAGACUGAAAAGACAAUUGCUAAGGUUGGCCAGUUUGGUAGAAAUUUCACAGCAGUUGAUGAUAGGAGCUCGACACGGUGGAAGCUUGGUGAGGACGAACUUUCUGCUGCACUGUAUUUUAUGGAUGUUUCUGAUGAUUUAGUUUCAGCAGUAAAGUUUCUCCUUUGGCUGCUGCCAAAGGUUAUUACUAGCCCCAAUUCUACUAUUCAUAGUGGGAGAAACAUCCUACUGCUGCCAAGAAAUGUUGAAGGCCAAGUGUGUGAAGUUGGGGAGGCAUUUCUAAUAUCAUCCCUCCGAAGGUAUGAGAACAUACUUCUUGCAACAGAUCUCAUUCCAGAAGUCUUAUCAGCAACAAUGCACCGUGCUUCUGCAGUAGUGGCAUCUAACGGAAGACUUUCAGGUUCGGCUGCCUUAGUUUACAGUCGGUAUCUGUUGAAGCGGUAUGGCAAUGUGGCUAGUGUGAUUGAAUGGGAGAAGAGUUUUAAGCUAUCAUGUGAUAAGAGGCUUUAUUCUGAACUUGAAGCUGGGCAAUCAGUGGAUGGAGAGUUAGGGUUUCCGCUUGGUGUUCCAUCUGGAGUCGAAGAUCUUGAUGAUUAUUUUCGCCAAAAGAUUAGUGGUGUCCGGCCAUCUCGGGUGGGUAUGAACAUGAGAGAGAUUGUUCAAAAAAAUGUGAAUGUUGAUGAUGCCUUCCAGUAUUUUUCUGGCAAGGAGAGAAAACUCUUUGCUGGCAGUACUCCUAAAGCUCCUGCAGUUGAAAAAUGGGAUGAUGGGUAUCAGAUAGCUCAUAAAAUAAUAACUGAACUGAUGGACUGCAUUCGGCAGACUGGUGGUGCUGCUCAAGAAGGCGACCCGACUUUGGUGUCAUCUGCUGUUUCUGCUAUUAUCGGUAAUAUAGGGCCAAUUCUAGCGAAAGUUCCUGAUUUUAGAGCAGUGGGUUAUCCAUCUGCCACUGAUUCCUUACACUUUGCUAGACGUAUUCUGCGCAUCCAUAUAAGUUGCCUGUGCCUUCUGAAGGAAGCUCUUGGAGAGCGUCAAACUCGUGUAUUUGAGGUAGCUCUUGCCACAGAAGCUUGUUCUGCUCUUGCUGUGGCCUUUUCUCCUGGAAAGGGCUCUCGGAAUCAGUCUCCUGAAUCCCAUGAUUCCAAUGAAGUUUUAAAUAGCUCUUCAAAAGUAGUGAUUGGGAGAGCAACAAAAGUUGCAGCUGCUGUUUCUGCUCUAAUCAUUGGGGCAGUUAUUAAUGGGAUUACUAGCCUGGAGAGAUUGGUGACUGUGUUCAGGUUUAAGGAAAAGUUGGAUAUAAUUCAAUUUGUGAGGAAUAGCAGAUCCAACUCUAAUGGUAAUGCUCGUUCUGCUGGGGCACUUAAGGGUGAUACCUCACUUGAAGUUUAUGUUCAUUGGUUUAGAUUGCUUGUUGGAAACUGCAGAACUGUUUCAGAUGGAAUGGUUGUGGAACUCUUGAGUGAACCAUCCAUAAUAGCUCUUUCCAGGAUGCAGCGAAUGCUUCCUCUCCGUUUGGUUUUUCCACCUGCUUAUUCAAUAUUUGCCUUUGUUAUAUGGCGGCCAUUCCUUCUGAACACUAGCCUUGCAGUUCGCGAAGAUAUUAAUCAGUUGUAUCAAUCUUUGGCAAUAGCUGUAGGUGAUAUUAUUAAGCAUUUGCCUUUUCGUGAUGUCUGUCUGAGAGAUAGUCAGGGUUUUUAUGAUCUUGUGGCAGCAGAUGGCAGUGAUGCGGAAUUUGCAGCCAUGCUGGAGUUGAACGGUUCAGACAUUCAUUUAAAAUCCAUGGCUUUUGUUCCAUUACGUGCCAGGCUUUUUCUGAAUGCCCUUCUUGAUUGUAAGAUGCCAAACUCUUUAUUCACACAGGGGGAAGGAAAUCACCUAUCUGGACAGGGUGAAUCUAAAGUUCACUAUUCAGAGCGCGAAACAAAGCUUGUAGAUAAGCUUGUGCAUAUUUUAGAUACCCUUCAACCUGCAAAAUUUCAUUGGCAGUGGGUAGAGCUCAGGCUCCUUUUGAAUGAACAAGCCCUCAUUGAAAAACUAGAGACACAGGAUAUGUCUUUGGUGGAUGCCAUACGUUCAUCCUCACCUAGUCCAGAAAAGGCUGCUGCCUCUGAAAAUGAGAAAUAUUUCAUUGAAAUCAUCCUUACAAGAUUAUUGGUUAGACCUGAUGCCGCUGCCCUUUUCUCAGAUGUGGUUCAUCUCUUUGGACGGUCACUAGCCGAUUCUAUGUUGUUGCAGGUUAAAUGGUUCCUGGGUGGUCCAGAUGUUCUUUUUGGACGAAAAACCAUUAGACAACGGCUUAUGAAUAUUGCCGAGAGUAAAGGACUUUCGACUAAGACCCACUUUUGGAAACCUUGGGGCUGGUUCACUUCUGAAUUUGAUAUUCUGACAAACAGGGGAGAUAAGAAGAAGUUUGAAGUCACUUCCCUUGAAGAGGGUGAGAUGGUUGAAGAGGGGACAGAGUCAAAAAGGCAUGGGAAAGGAUCCAGUCCAAUAUUUGACAAUGAAGGCCAAAGUGUCUCCCAGCAGCAUGUGACAGAGAGGGCUCUCAUUGAAUUACUUCUUCCUUGCAUAGAUCAAAGUUCCGAUGACUCACGGAACACUUUUGCAAAUGAUUUGAUCAAGCAGUUGAGUAACAUCGAGCAACAAAUUAGUACAGUGACUCGCGGGACAAGCAAGCAAGCGGGACAAACUCCUUCUGGAAUCGAAGGUCCCACGAGCAAAGGAAAUAAUCGCAAAGGAAUACGGGGUGGCAGCCCUGGAUUAGCUAGACGUGCAGCAGGAGCAGCAGAUUCUGCUCCACCGUCCCCUGCAGCUUUGCGUGCUUCUAUGUCGUUGAGAUUGCAGUUACUCUUGAGAUUGCUUCCAAUCAUCUAUGCAGAUAGGGAGCCAUCAGCGCGGAACAUGAGGCAUGGGCUUGCCUUGGUUGUAUUACGCCUUCUAGGAAACAGAGUUGUACAUGAGUAUCAAAGCACACCCUUAACUCCCUCGCAGAGUUCUUUAUCCAAGAGGGAGUCAGAUUCUUCAACAGAUGCGGCCACUGCUGCUUUCACUGACUUGUCAAGCGAAAGUCUCUUUGACGAGUUAUUGUUGGUUUUGCACGGGCUGUUAAGUAGUUGCCAGCCAAGUUGGUUGAGAUCUACUAAGCCAACAAAAGAAAGUGGGAAAGGUUUUGUGGCAUUUGAUCCUGAACUGGCAGAGAAUUUGCAGAAUGACUUGGAUCGCAUGCAGCUGCCUGACUCUGUUAGGUGGCGUAUUCAAACUGCAAUGCCUGUAAUAAUUCCUUCUAUUCGGUGCUUUGUGUCGUGCCACCCACCACCAGUUCCAAACAUGGCUUUGGCUGUUCUUCAGCCCAGCACAUCAAACUCUGGGAUUUACUCCACAAACUUGAACACACCUCAGAAAAAUCAGUUUCCUCUGGCACGAACAGUAACUACUGUAACAGGGAAGUCAAAGCCAUUGCCAUCCCAGGAUAAUGAUAUGGAGAUUGACCCAUGGACACUCCUGGAAGAUGGUGCAGGAUCAGGCCCGAGCUCAUGCAACAGUGCUUUGAUAGGCAGUGCAGAUCAUGGAAAUCUUCGAGCAUCUAGCUGGCUUAAGGGGGCUGUAAGAGUAAGACGGAAGGAUCUUACAUACAUUGGUGCUGUGGAUGAUGACAGCUGAGUUUAAGUUAACUAUCUUCUUGAUUUUUCUGGAGCGUUCUGGAGCAUGAACCCUCGCAGCAGGUAACUUCAUGGUUUCAUUCACUGUGCAUAAUUAGUAUGAAGAUCACUGUGUUGCUCGGGUCCAUUCCUUCGAUUUGAGAAGCUGUUGAAGGAAAUAUUUUUUUGCGGUGUGGAGUGGGGGCAGGGAGGGGUCGUUUUGGAGGACUUGUGUAGAUGUUCUCACACGGCCCAUGUCACCCAGGGCCUGCUUGACUACUAACCCUUUGAUCACCCCCAUCCACCUGUGUACCUCUGCCUGCUGUUCGGAGGUCUGUUGUAUAUAUAGGAAUCUUUAUUCAGUUUACCAAUUGAUCAGAGUAAGAUAUCUUCAGAAUUAUAUGUAGCUGUUCUUCUCUUUUAAUCAUUAAUUUCUAUUUUUCUGUUC
Molecule: messenger RNA, 7212 nt
Organism: Fragaria vesca subsp. vesca
Lineage: Eukaryota; Viridiplantae; Streptophyta; Magnoliopsida; Rosales; Rosaceae
Product: mediator of RNA polymerase II transcription subunit 12-like
Exons: 12
Coding region: 1-6786 (2261 amino acids)
Biological process (GO): regulation of transcription by RNA polymerase II
Cellular component (GO): mediator complex
Molecular function (GO): transcription coregulator activity
Source: RefSeq, a predicted model, not a curated record